AAUCAGACUAUAUAUAUGCCCAGUAGUCGGAGCUUCAUUCCUUCGAAUGAUUUCUUGGUGGAGGUACAAAUAAGAUCAGGCUUUGCGCAGCAACAACAUUUUCUCCCAGUUGGAGUAGAAGUGAAAAGAAAGAAGGAGAACCAAAACUUGCAAAAUAUGUCUGAGAAACCCAAACUGACCUAUUUCAAUGGCAGAGGACGAAUGGAAUCUAUACGCUGGGUCUUAGCAGCAUCUGGAGUUGAGUUUGAAGAAGUGUUUUUGGAAACAAGGGAACAAUAUUUGAAAUUAAUCAAAGAUGGAUACCUGCUGUUUGAUCAAGUCCCCCUGGUGGAGAUGGAUGGGCUGAAGCUGGUCCAGACCAAAGCUAUUCUCAAUUACAUUGCAGGGAAAUAUAAUCUGCUUGGGAAGGAUCUGAAAGAACGAGCACAAAUUGACAUGUAUGUGGAAGGGACCAUGGACCUGAUGAACCUUAUUUUGCUCUAUCCCUUUACUCCACCUGAGCAAAAGGAGAAGCAACUUGCUGCCUUUAUUGAAAAAACUGAGACCAGGUACCUCCCAGUCUAUGAAAAGGCUCUGAAACAUCAUAACCAAGAAUUCCUAGUUGGUAAUCAACUCAGCUUGGCAGAUAUACAAUUGCUUGAAGCAAUUUUAAUGUUGGAAGAGAAAAAAGCUGACAUUCUUGCACCAUUCCCUCAACUACAGGCUUUCAAAGCAAGGAUAAGCUCUUUUCCCACCAUUAAGAAAUUCCUAGAACCCGGAAGCCAAAGAAAACCCAUCCCUGAUGAUGCUUAUGUAGCUGUUGUGCUGAAGGUUUUGCAGUUGAAGUUAUCGUAACAUCAUGUCUGCUUGCCCGAGCAUCAGAUAACCAGACCCAGCACAAGCCAGCAAGGUUUCCAUCAGGCAACAAGGAAUGCACCCCAAUCUUUAUAAGCUGUCUCAAAGGAUUCCUUUGAUGACUUAACCUCAAAUGGUGGUCCAUCUCCCACCCUGGUUUAUAUGCAAUGAUGUUUGGCCACAGAGCAUCCCCACAGUUGUUUAUCAUGACACAGUGCUUCCAGAUGUGUUAAAGGCAUGGAGCUUGCCUACCCCUCAUCUGGGUGAUAAUUCAAAACCCUCUGUUUGUUUUCUUAAAAGCAAAAGAUUAUCUGCUGGGAUCAAAAAUAAUAAAUGGCUUACUCUUUGGUGCAAAUAGU
Messenger RNA from Notechis scutatus (mainland tiger snake), 1193 nucleotides. RefSeq names its product glutathione S-transferase A4-like. NCBI's taxonomy places the organism in Eukaryota, Metazoa, Chordata, Lepidosauria, Squamata, Elapidae. Gene Ontology annotation, biological process: glutathione metabolic process. The record is from RefSeq and is a predicted model, not a curated record. Gene Ontology annotation, molecular function: glutathione transferase activity.